UUUUAUCCCACUUUUCAUUUCACAAUCCCGUGCGCGCCUGUUCGCCUUCUUCUUCAGAGCGAGUUCGCGUUCUCCUCUCUUUCUCCCCGCGACGAGAAGGUCUGCUUGAUCCCGGCUGAUCGUUUCCUUUGAGAUGCUCCACAGCUCUUGCCUUCUCUCCACCCUCUUUUAACUAGAGACCGGUUAAUCUUGAGUGAACUGAACUUGGGUUUGGAAUCUAAAAGAAAGAGGAACACCCAAAGGGAUACGACAGCGCGUCUUUGGAUAAGGACCUCUUUCCCCUUGUUGCACUUUGGGGAAGAUUUUUUCCAUUUCAGUUGGUUUUGGUUAAUCCAGGUGGUGCAGGAGGAUUAUUCCACUCGAGCUGGUGUAGAGAGACAUCCCCCAGAAGGCUAUUUUCAUGUUCUCCAUCCAGGACGGUCUCCCACGGGGAGCCUUGACCAUGAAAGAAGAGCCCCUUACGAGUGGCAUGACUCCGGUGCGCUCUUGGAUGCAGAGCGCGGGGAUACUGGAUGCCAACACAGCUGCGCAAAGUGGUGUGGGUUUGGCAAGAGCCCAUUAUGAGAAACAGCCUCCCUCGAACCUGCGCAAGUCAAACUUCUUCCACUUCGUUCUGGCCCUGUAUGACCGGCAGGGACAGCCCGUCGAGAUUGAGAGAACCUCCUAUGUGGAAUUUGUGGAAAAAGACAAAGAAUACAAUGGCGAGAAGACCAACAAUGGCAUCCACUACAGGUUACAGCUUCUCUACAGCAACGGUAUCAGGACAGAACAGGAUCUGUAUGUUCGAUUAAUAGACUCCAUGACUAAACAGGCAAUCCUUUAUGAAGGCCAAGACAAAAACCCAGAGAUGUGUCGCGUUCUCCUCACCCAUGAGAUCAUGUGCAGCCGGUGUUGUGACAAGAAGAGCUGUGGGAACCGAAACGAGACGCCAUCUGAUCCUGUCAUCAUCGACAGAUUUUUCCUGAAAUUCUUUCUCAAGUGUAAUCAGAACUGUUUGAAAAAUGCAGGGAAUCCCAGAGACAUGAGGCGAUUUCAGGUGGUGGUGUCCACCACAGUGAACGUGGAUGGCCAUGUCCUUGCCGUGUCAGAUAACAUGUUUGUCCACAACAACUCCAAACAUGGGAGGAGGGCGCGACGCCUGGACCCAUCUGAAGCAGCCACUCCAUGCAUAAAGGCCAUCAGUCCCAGUGAAGGAUGGACGACUGGGGGGGCCACCGUCAUCAUCAUUGGGGACAACUUCUUUGACGGAUUACAAGUGGUCUUCGGCACAAUGUUAGUUUGGAGUGAGCUCAUCACACCUCAUGCUAUCCGGGUGCAGACACCCCCUAGACACAUCCCUGGGGUCGUGGAGGUCACACUCUCCUAUAAGUCCAAGCAGUUCUGCAAAGGAGCUCCGGGACGCUUCGUCUACACAGCUCUGAACGAACCCACCAUAGACUACGGCUUCCAGAGGCUACAAAAGGUCAUCCCUCGUCACCCUGGAGACCCGGAGAGGUUACCUAAGGAGGUUCUUCUGAAAAGAGCCGCAGAUCUGGUGGAGGCACUGUAUGGAAUGCCUCAUAACAAUCAGGAGAUCAUUUUAAAGCGUGCUGCAGACCUGACGGAGGUGCUGUACAGCGUGCCGCGGAGCCAUAACCAGUUGCCCUCACUGACAGGCUCCAGCGCUCACUCAGGCAUGAUGGGAGUUAACUCUUUCAGCAGCCAGCUCGCCGUCAACAUCUCUGAGGCCUCACAGGGAGAUCAAGUUUACUCUCGUAACUCAAACAGCGUGUCUCCUCGCGGGUACGUGCCGAGCUCCACACCCCAGCAGUCCAACUACAACACCAUCACCUCCACCAUGAACGGAUACGGAGCCGCCGGGAUGACCAACCUGGGCGUCCCUGGAUCCCCGAGUUUCCUCAACGGAUCCGCCGCCAACUCUCCUUACGCAACUAUGGCUGGUCUGAUUGUCCCUCCCAUGUGAAGAGGAACCUGAUCUUCCUCUAAGGCUUCAUUGAGCCCACAACAAACUCACUGGCUCACCAAAUCUGUCUGACACUCUCUUAUCGAACUUCACCAGUCCUAUGAGGAGCUGCCCGAAAAGAACAUCAAUACCUGGAUUGCUAAAAGAAAAAAAAAGAAAAGUAUACCUGGCCUGAAAAUGUCCCAUGUCCUGAAAUGUCAAUAGAUGUGUUUGUUUUGCCCUCUAUGACUUCAUCCUUGGAUACUCGCCAUACCGGGUGGCAUUUCGAACAGGAAGCAUAAAAGCUGGAUAUUAUCGCAAUGUGAACAAGAAGAAAGGUUUUGAUACAUCCACGGCCGUAGGGGCUUCUUUGCAUGGCUGAUGUUGUCUGUAGACCGUUCGUUUCAUACUGUAUGUCUGUCCUGUUUCCACUGUGAGAAGAGAGAUGCCACUCAUCCAGAUGGGACUGUGAUGGCUCAAAAGGUCAUUCAGAAAUGAUUCACUCCUAAUUACGAAAUGCAGUGUCUUCGUUUUCGUUUUUAACAUCAAGCUGAUUUGAUUUCCUUUCGCUUUUGUUUUAAACCAUCAAAUGAGAACAGAGUGACGCACAAACAAACACAAAAUGAUCCCAGACUGUAAUUUAGUAAUCAUCAGGAUGAUGGAUGUCAGUCAUUUUUACUCGUACCGUUUCUGUAGUUCCAGUAUAGUUCCAGGUGUGUGGAUAGGUAGAUUUAAGCCAGGAAUGCUUUCUGCAGUUUUAAUCACAUUUAGGUACCAGACUUAUUGUUGAAUUUCUUAUUGUGCUUUUUUGUAUGUAUUUAUAAAGUUCGUUUCAGGAUUUCUUUGGUGAGUUAGGCCUGAAUAAUAGUAUCAAAUAUCUAUGUCAACACAUUUGAUGUCUUAAUACCUUUUAGAUAUUGUAAAAAGAGUGAAAAAUAAAAGGGAUUACACUUUCUUUCUUUUUUUUGUAAAAACAAAAA
Molecule: messenger RNA, 2922 nt
Organism: Sinocyclocheilus anshuiensis
Lineage: Eukaryota; Metazoa; Chordata; Actinopteri; Cypriniformes; Cyprinidae
Product: transcription factor COE3
Exons: 15
Coding region: 401-1963 (520 amino acids)
Biological process (GO): regulation of DNA-templated transcription
Molecular function (GO): DNA binding; DNA-binding transcription factor activity
Source: RefSeq, a predicted model, not a curated record